Messenger RNA from Aspergillus luchuensis, 369 nucleotides. RefSeq lists its product as uncharacterized. The record is from RefSeq and is a predicted model, not a curated record. The transcript has a single exon. NCBI's taxonomy places the organism in Eukaryota, Fungi, Ascomycota, Eurotiomycetes, Eurotiales, Aspergillaceae. The coding region runs from base 1 to 369 and encodes 122 amino acids.
AUGCUGGUAGAUGGGCCAAUUCCUAGACCGUGCCCUACUCCAUUGCUUAGAUUGCGCCUCCCAAUGACUGUCAUAACUGCAACAGGAUUUGUGCCGGACAUUAUGCCCGCACAAUGGAAGCUCAUUCGUCCUCUACUUUCGCUGAAUCCGGCCCAAAUGCAACCUGAUCUUCUGGCCUCGAAAUCACGAUGUGAACAAGAAGAACUUGGGCAUAGAUCCAUCCCUGUGCGGCACAUCUGUCCAAUAAGACGACAUCGCAUCUGCCCGUUCCCCUUCCGGGAACAGAGUGGCAAAGUACUUGGCUUAGCUACUACUGCUCCCUCGGAUCUCGCUCACCACCUAGCAUUGACCUAUGAUAAAAGUCGUUGA